Molecule: messenger RNA, 531 nt
Organism: Cryptomeria japonica (Japanese cedar)
Lineage: Eukaryota; Viridiplantae; Streptophyta; Pinopsida; Cupressales; Cupressaceae
Exons: 1
Coding region: 1-531 (176 amino acids)
Source: RefSeq, a predicted model, not a curated record
AUGGUGAACGGACUCAAGGUCAAAGAUAGACUUCAUGGUGCCUCUAACUUUACCUCUUGGAAGUUUAGGGUUCUAAUUGCAUUAGAAGAUAAUGAUAUUCUCAAGUUCGUGGAGAAAGAAGUGCCUGAGCCUUCCGAUGAGACUGAGAAAACACAAUGGAAGAAGAAUGACACAAAAGCUAGGAAGAUCUUGAUAGACUCUGUGAUGAAUCACCUAGUACUGAUCAUCUCCAAGCCAAAGUUAGCUAAAGAAAUGUUUGAUACUCUAAAAGGCGUGUAUGAGAUCAACAACACCAUCAAAGCCCUUGCUUUGAGACAACAACUUCGCCAUGUAAAAAUGGAUAAAGAAGAUUCAGUCAUCUCAUUCUUUAUGAAGAUUGCUAAUUUGAGAGAUCAGUUGAGCGCUAUUGGAGACAUAAUUACAGAUAGAGAUCUUGUUAUGUUGGCAUUAAAUGGUCUUCCCCAAUCUUGGGAUCCUUUCAUCCAAAGCAUCAGUGGGGGAUCUAAGUUGCCCAAGUUUGAUCAUCUUUGA